Molecule: messenger RNA, 6017 nt
Organism: Rhagoletis pomonella (apple maggot)
Lineage: Eukaryota; Metazoa; Arthropoda; Insecta; Diptera; Tephritidae
Exons: 10
Coding region: 1-5901 (1966 amino acids)
Source: RefSeq, a predicted model, not a curated record
AUGUUGCCCCGGAAUAUAAAAAUUGGCUACCUUCUAAUAGGUUUAGUGCUUUAUUGUGCCAACAGUGAAAUUGUUGCUGCCUCUGCCACCGAGUGCUAUCAAUGUGAUGGUGAAGACUGUGAUGACCCAGCGGUAGUCCAGUGUCCUGAUAUCAAUGAAAAUGAGCAGUGCUACAUACGCCUCGACUCAAACUAUGAUUUCAUUGGCAUGGGUUGCAGCUCAGAGUUAGGCAAUGCAACGCGAAUUGCCGAGUUGAUUCGAAACAAGAGAAUUUAUGUAUGUUCGACGUCGAAUUGUAAUGGAUAUGAGAAUUUGGCACAACCAAAUGAUUGCACUGAAUGCAAUUCAACGGAGGAUGCCAGGUGUGCUACACAACCGCGCUUAGCGGGUCGUUCGGUGCGUUGCAACAACGUGCCGUACACGAAUUGCUAUGAGCGUGUUAGUCUUGCCAAUAAUGGGACGACCGAACGUGGCUGCCUCUUCGAAUUGGAAGGCGAUGAUUUUUAUAAUUGCGUGACCGGGGAGGAUGCGCUCUGCAAUCUAUGCGAGGAUAGUGGCUGCAAUGUAGAGAUCAUUCCCGCCAAUCGUACUCAAUGUCAACGUUGCGAUUCUCUAACAGACAGUAAUUGCAGCAGAGCACCAUCAGCGCUCGCCAUAUGUCCCAUCUAUGUUGCAAACGAUGCUUGUGUGUCGGUCUAUGAAUCGGGUGUAACGCGUCGCGGCUGCUCUAGUGAGUUCAGUUGCGAUGCCACCGCUAGAAAUUGCCAAGUGUGCAGCGGCACCGGCUGCAAUCAGGCGAAUGUGCAAAGAAGAUCAGAAGAAUUGUAUGGCAUCUUUCAAGAUUUGCCAUUGAACUGUAAUAGUUGUUCGGGAGAGGAUUGCUUGGUGUACAGUCAACGUUUGCGCAAAUGCGAAGGUGACAUUUAUCAGGAUUGUGUGACAGUAUUCAACGAAAGCAGUGUAGUUGUGGCACGUGGCUGUGAAACAGCUGUCGCCGCUGAUUACGAAUCACAUUGCGCUGCAAAUCCAGAGCUAUGCUUCAAUUGCAAAUCGAAUGGUUGCAACAAUAUCACCGAAGUGAAAGCAACACAACAGUGCCUGUACUGUGAUGAAGCCACCAAUGCUGACUGUUUGGCGAAUGCCAGCGCGAUUACAACUACACGCGCAUGCGUCGAAGGUUGUGUGACAGCAUUGUAUGAACGCAAAUCCAAUCCACAAGUGUUCGAUUUGGCGCGCACCUGUUUCGAGGAUCUGGAAUUUGAUGAUCGUGCAACAUGUAAUGAGGCAAACAAUUGUGUUAGAUGCACCGAAGGCGAUAGGUGUAAUACGGCGGCAGUGCCUGCCGACGGACGUUUGUCGUGCCUGCAUUGCGAUGGCAACGAUUGUGAUGAGCCUGUGUCGAUCACAUGCAGCGGCUAUUCGGCGCGUGAUCAGUGUUACAUAUAUUUUGAUCCAGAAACACAUAGCGCUGUACGUAUGGGCUGCAGGAGCAGUGUAUCAGCGGAUGCAAUUUACAACGAUAUCAUUCACUAUUUCCUCUGCGAUGGCGACGAUUGUAACACGUAUAGCAAUUUACCAGACGCGAACAUAUGUUAUGUGUGCGAUUCAUCGGUAGAUGCGAAUUGUGCCAUCAACCCUACGGCGAUCACAGCGCAAACGAGAUGUCAAAUCAAUCCACACACAGACUGUUUCACGCGCAUCAAUGAAGAUGGUCACACCAUUCGCGGUUGCGUCAGCACGCUGAAUAAUACGCAGUUCCUCUCCUGCAACGAAGGCACCCCGGGCGAAUUCUGCCGCAUCUGCUCGGCCAGCGACUGCAACAGCAACGUCUUUCCCAGUAGUCGUCAACGCUGUCACCGCUGUAACUCUACCGCUGAUUCUACUUGCGCAAGCGAACCUCAGGCCCAAUCGGUAUGCCCCAUAUUUGAUGAAGACGAUUAUUGCGUAAGCAAGCUCGUCGACGGCGUUGUCUCUCGCGGUUGUGCCACUGAAAUUCAAUGUGACGCAAACUCCAAUUCAAGGACAUGUCGCACGUGCGAGGAUAAUAAUUGCAAUGACUAUGAGUUUGUGGACGUCGCGAUUGGUAAUCCUGGCUACUUCCAAGAUCUGCCACUCAACUGUUACCACUGCAACGGUACUGAGGAAUGCAGUGAGAGUUUGGGCAAGAUCAGAAAAUGCGAGAAUAAUAAUCUACAAACCUGUACAACGGUGUUUAACAGCACAAGCGGCUUGGUGAUUGCGCGUGGCUGCAGUGAUGCGCAGGAAGAAGCAUGCGCUGAUGAUAGCAACAGCUGUUACGGUUGCAAAUCGAACGGCUGUAAUUUGGCUACGUCGGAAGCGGACUACAUCGAUUGUAUUUUCUGUGAUGCGCAAGAGGAUGAGACAUGUCUGACAAAUGUCAACGGUAUUAGACGAACUCGUAAAUGCUAUACGAGCUGCAUAACAGCUUUGUACAAUCGUACGGAUGACGCGUCACCGGUGCGCGAACUUAUACGCACUUGCCUAGACGACAUGGACUUGGACGAUCGGGAGAUAUGUGCCGCUGGCAAUGAUGCAAGUUGUAAGGCGUGUAGUAGCGAAUCGUGCAACACGGAUGAUGUGGGUACGCGCAUCUCGUGUUAUCAGUGUGUGGACGAUGAAUGCCAGGAUCCACAGCCAAAAACUUGUCGGGCGGUCAGCGAGAACGAUCGCUGUUUCGUGCAGUACGAUGAGACGGGUUCGAUUGUGGAAUUGGGAUGCCAGAGCAAGUAUGAUCCGGCUGAAGUGAAGCAGCUGAUAGUGACGCAACGUUUGUGGGUCUGCGAUGGAGAAAAUUGUAACACUAUCGAUGCUUCACCCAGCUCGCAGGCAUGCGCUAUUUGUAGUUCGGCAACGGAUUCAGCCUGCGCAAUUGCGCCCAGCGAGGUUACGUCGGCUACGACAUGUGCAAAGUUGCCCUACACGCAAUGCUAUUCACGUCUGUUGGACAGUGGUCACACGGAACGCGGUUGUUUGUCCAGCAUAGAGGGAGAGGACUUCUAUGAAUGUCUUUUGAGCACAAAUUCGACAAAAUGUUUGGCCUGCGUUGGCGCAAAUUGCAACAAGGAGAUAUAUCCCGCAAAUCGUCUGUCUUGCCAUCAAUGCAACUCCACCGCCACAGCCACCUGCGAUAAUACCCCAGCAGCUUCUGGUAUUUGCUUGAAGUACAGCUCUUCUGAGCAGUGUGUAGCUACUUUGGACGAAAACGAAAAUACCAUACGCGGUUGUAGUUCGCAAGUUUCUUGCGCUUCGGGCACUUGCCAGACCUGCCAGGACAGCGAUUGCAACACAAGCAAUCUCAAGCGAAAAAAUGACGGUAAGCCUGGCAUCUGGCAACCGUUGCCACUAAGUUGCAAAGUCUGUGACAGCCAAAGUGACUGCGCUGGCAACGCACGCAACCUCACAUGUUCCGAAACGAGUGACUAUUGUAUGACGGUGUUCGGUGAGCAGGGCGAUGUCGUGAAGCGUGGCUGCAGCACCGAUGUGGACGCCGAGUUGGGCGCAUACUGUGAUGCAAAUUCUACUCAAUGUCAUAACUGCAACUCGAAUGACUGUAACACAGCCGUCUCACUCGCGGACUACAUCGAUUGUAUCUACUGUGAUUCCGAAACCAAUGCUAACUGUGUAUCCAAUACAGAAGCUGUCGCCACACGUCGUCAGUGCAAUCAGCACUGUAUGACGGCGCUACGUCCCAGAAGCGAAAAUUCGGAUGUCUAUGAGUUGACGAGAAGUUGUCUGGAUGACAAGGAUGCUGAAGAUCAGGUCGUAUGCCAAGCUGGUAGUGAUAUAUGUGUGGCAUGCCAGGGCGCGGCAUGCAAUACAGCGAAAUUGCCGGUAUCAACGCCUCGACGCUCGUGCUACAUUUGUGAGGGUGAAGAUUGCAUAAUACCCGAUACAGCUGAAUGUCGCGCAUUCAAGGCAGACGAUCAGUGCUUUGUAUUGUUCGAUAGUGAAAGUGAUGUCAAGCGUAUGGGUUGUCUGAGCGAAUUAGAUGAUGCAUACGUGCAGGCGAAUAUAAAAUUGUUGUUAUUGUGCAGUGAAGGAGACAAUUGCAAUGGAUUUGAAAACUUCCCCACGCCCACAUCAUGCGUCCAAUGCGAUUCGGAAGAUGAUGAGACUUGUGCCAACGACCCGUCGAGCGCACCGACAGUGACAAGAUGUGCCGCACUGCCGCAUGUCGAAUGCUACACGCGCUUGCUUUCAGAUGGCACCACUCGACGUGGCUGCGCAAAUACACUCAGCCAGACUGUGCUGGUUAAUUGUCUAAGUGGAAACUCGACCAGCUGUCAAACGUGCACGAGCGAUUUGUGCAAUAGCGAGGUCUUCCCCGCUGAUCGUCAGCAGUGCUUUACCUGCACAAGUGAAGAUGAAGCGGCCUGUGAAUCGAAUCCUACACGCCUGCGGCCUUGCCCAUAUGUGACCAACACAGAAACUUGUAGAACGGCACUGGUUGGCAAUGUGACCCUGCGUGGCUGCAGUUCUGAAAUUCUGUGUGACGUCAACGAUAGAAAUUGCCGAUCUUGCGUCGGCACCGGCUGUAACAUCAUCGAUAUGAUCCAACGUGCUGAGGAUGAUGGCAUACAUGGCUGGUGGCAGGAGUUGCCACUACGUUGCCACACUUGUGAGGGUGAACACUGCUUGAACUCAUUGGGACCAGCCUAUAACUGCAGCGGCAAUGUGGAACAAGACUGUGCUACUGUAUUCACUGCCGAUGGUGAGGUGAAGCGUCGCGGUUGCUAUGAAGAUGUUGAGGAUCAUGAGCAGCGUUAUUGCCUCGAGAAUCCACACUUAUGCUUUAGCUGCAAAUCGAACGAAUGUAAUGAUGCCUGGAAUAUCACAGACUAUGUGCAGUGCAACUUCUGUACAUCCGAAACGGAUCCAUUGUGCGCCAUCAAUCCGGAAAAUGCAGUUUUCGCUAAGCGUUCAUGUCAUAAGGAAUGUAUGGUCGCCCUGAAAGACUCACAGCUCAUACGUACAUGUUUGGAUGACAAGGAGGUGAAUCAGCGUUAUGUCUGUCGCGCUAAUACAAGCGGCGGCACCGAAUGCGCUAGCUGUGACACGGACAAUUGUAAUAAUUUCGCUUUCCCAUCGGAUCGUCUUAGAUGUCACGUCUGCAGUGACGCAUCAUGUAGCACUAGUACGGCGCAAUAUUGUGCGGAGUAUGAUCAGAAUGAUUUCUGUUUUGCCAAAUACGAAAAUGGUCAACCCGAAUUGUUGGGCUGCGGCAGCGCGCAAAAUAGCAGCGAUCUGGCAGCGUGGGAGGCGGAGCGGAAACUGUAUCGCUGCACGGGUAACGAUUGUAAUGCGAUUGCGAGCUUGCCCACCACAGGUGGAUAUUGUUUGUCAUGCAAUUCGACGCUUACGCCCGCAUGCGCGCAAAAUCCCGCGACUUUGACAAUUGCCGAGGCAUGCCCGGCGCUGGAGGAUCAAUGUGUUACCUACUUGAGUACAGGUGGCCUCACGCAGCGCGGUUGUCUGAGCAAACUGUCCUCAGCCGAGCAGACUUCGUGUCAAGCAGCUGGUACAUGCGCUAUCUGCACAGGUGACAGAUGUAACAACGAGAUUUUCCCCAGUAAUCGACGCAGAUGUCACAUUUGUAAUUCAACCAGUGACAACACUUGCUCGUCAGCCCCCAAUUCGAUACAAAUCUGUCCCGUAUACGUAGCCAACGAUCGCUGUGUAACCAAACGUACGGAAUUCGUCGAACGUGGCUGCGAGUCGGAACUGACAUGUGAUACCAGCGACGAGGGUAACUGCAACAUUUGUGAAGGCGACGCCUGUAAUACAGUUGAACUGUAUGGCGGUGCACUAAUGGCUACGGCUAGUUUAUUGACAACAACCAUUUUCGCUAUUGUGGCAUUGGUGGGACUUAGAUUUAAUUAAAAACGUUUGAGUGCAAUUAUUAGGCGACUAAUAUACGUCCAACGAAUUUACAACAUACAAAAUUUGUGAUGAGCAAAGAAGGCUAACAAACAUUUUUACUUAGUAUAAAAUACUUA